GAGAACGUGUCGUGGAUCGGUCGAAUUUCUAUCGUGAGAUUCCCUUAUAGAAAGAUGACUUUCGCUAGCUUUGACUUGGCUUCCGAUCAGAAGGCAUAUCGCAAGGAGCACAAGAAGUGGCCUUGGUAUGGCGCCCCCAAUUUUUGUGCAAUUUGGUUCGCAAUCUUCUAUGCGGCAGUGAUACCAAGUUUCUUUUCCUAUCCCAAAAUGUUGUAUGUGCGUGACGAGGCCAAUCACCCCGAUGAGUUUAUCGGUGAGCGAGCCAUGCAUCUGCUUGCCGAGUAUUCGGCAAUAGGCAACAAAAUGGUAGGCUCUGAGAACAAUGAGGUGCACACCGUAAACUUCAUAAAGCGGGAAGUUGAAAAGAUUGUGGAACAGUCUCGCAGCGAUCUUUAUGACUUUGAGUGGGAAGUGCAGUAUGCUUCUGGAGCAUUCUAUCUGUGGAAUGUGGCCACCAGCUAUGCCAACGUGUCCAAUAUUGUGGUCAGAAUUAGCAGAAAAGAUUCGCCCAACGAUAAUUAUUUGCUGGUAAAUUCCCAUUACGACUCUGAGGUAAAGACACCAGGAGCUGGCGAUGAUGGCGUUAUGGCCGUUAUUAUGUUGGAAACUUUACGUGUCAUUUCACUCUCGGAUCGACCACUGGAUCAUCCGGUGGUGUUUCUAUUCAACGGUGCCGAAGAGGCUAACAUGUUGGGCUCACAUGGCUUUAUCACAACGCACAGAUGGGCAAAGAAUUGCAAGGCACUUAUCAAUCUGGAUUCUACAGGAGCGGGUGGUAGAGAAGUGCUAUUCCAAACAGGACCAAAUCACCCAUGGCUCAUGAACUACUAUCAGAAGCACGCACCCCAUCCUUUCUCCGUCACCCUUGCUGAGGAGUUGUUCCAGAAUAACUUUAUACCCUCCGACACGGACUUUCGUAUCUUUCGAGACUUUGGUAACGUGCCCGGCUUAGACAUGGCCCAUGCCCUCAACGGCUAUGUGUAUCACACUAAGUUCGACAACUUUAAGAAUCUGGCACCAGGCACAUACCAAUCGACGGGUGAGAAUGUCUUGGCGCUAACCUGGGCACUGGCCAACGCACCCGAAUUGGAUGACACUGCUGCCCAUGAGGAAGGACAUGCGGUUUUCUUCGACUACCUCGGCUGGUUCAUGGUCGUCUACACCGAAGCUGCGAGCAUUGCCAUCAAUACGGUUGUAUCUGUGGUUGCUCUCAUUGCGAUUUGCAUUUCCAUCUACUUCAUGACCAAGCAGAAUGAUUCGGAUGCUCCCAAAGCCAUCGUCCUUCGAUUUUGUGUUAUCUUCCUCGUACAGUUGGGCGCUGUGAUCAUUGCCUGGGGACUGACCUUAAUCGUGGCAGUCUUUAUGCAUGCCGUUGGCUUAAGUGAAUCUUGGUAUUAUGGCAUUUGGAUGACAUUCGGACUGUACUUCUGCCCAUUCUUCUUUGGCUUGGGACUGUUGCCAGCCUUCUACAUUCAGUGGACGAAGCACAAAACGAACAUGAAGCUCAAUGACACGAUUGCUUGCUUCAUGCAUGCCCAUUGCAUCCUGAUUGUCCUCGUCUGUGUGAUCCUCAUGUGCAUGGGCGUACGAUCCGCCUUCUUUCCCAUGUUUGGAUUGUUCUUCUACACCAUCUCAGUGCUACUGCAGCUAAUCUUCAAGCUCAUCUUUAAGAAACGAUUCUUCAUGAGCGUUCACCUGUUGUGUCAACUGGCGCCUUUCCUCUUCUACACCUUUUUGAACUACGAGUUUCUGCUGGUUUUCGUGCCCAUGCAGGGACGUGAUGGUCCCGACAGCAAACCCGACAUGCUCCUGGCUCUGUUUAUUGCUCUCAUGACGAUGCAUUUCGCUGCCUUUAUUAUACCGAUUCUGUUCAAAUUUCGCAAAUCGAAAAUCUUUAUUUCUAUGUUUGGCCUCAUAACCAUCAUAUUCAUCAUCCUGGCCGCCACUCCAGCUGGAUUUCCAUUCAAGGCGGAUGUUGCCACUCAGAGAUAUUAUGUGCUGCACACUGAACGAGUGCUACACAAUGAGGAUAGUACGACAACUCGAGAGUCUGGAUUUUAUAUUCAACCCGUGGACACUCGGUACUCCGAACUUUAUGAUACAACAUUAAAGGACGUGGAACCCGAAAGCUGGCUCACAAACAACUGUGCUUCGGAACCUUAUUGUGGAUUGCCGCUUUACAGUGGACGUUGGCUAGACUGGAAAGAUAGUGCACGCUGGAUCCACAACACAGCGCCAGUGUUUCCAGUAACCACUGAACUUACAGAAAUCUCGAGGCAGUCCAUAAAUGCUACCAGAAAACGUUACGAGUACAACAUAAUAACAGGCGAUCGCAUUGUCAUAUUUAUUGAUCCCAAGCCAAACGUAAGGAUCACCAAUUGGUCCGUGGAUGAUACCGUCUUGUUGGAUGGCCGUUCGCCCCCAUACUUUAUAUACCAUGUGUUCUCCAUGGUCACGACACCCUUCAACUUCUGGCUUGAGUUUGAGCAUGAUGCUGAAAAUACAGAUGGCCCUUACUUCAAGAUGUCAGUAAGCGUUCACUUCCUUUAUCACCCUGAGUACUACACAUCAGACUUUAAGGAUUUCUUGGACACAUUCCCAGACUGGUCAUAUACAACUGAUUGGUUGGCCUCUUACGAGAGCUGGGUAUUUUAGAAAUGAAUAAACAAACCGCUACUGUGACUUAAUAAAUAAAUUUAAAAUAUA
Drosophila nasuta is the source of this 2706-nucleotide messenger RNA. Its product is annotated as endoplasmic reticulum metallopeptidase 1-like. NCBI's taxonomy places the organism in Eukaryota, Metazoa, Arthropoda, Insecta, Diptera, Drosophilidae. The transcript has 7 exons. Gene Ontology annotation, biological process: proteolysis. Gene Ontology annotation, molecular function: metalloexopeptidase activity. The record is from RefSeq and is a predicted model, not a curated record. The coding region runs from base 55 to 2655 and encodes 866 amino acids.